Messenger RNA from Chanos chanos (milkfish), 576 nucleotides. RefSeq names its product glutathione peroxidase 7 (gene gpx7). The transcript is spliced from 3 exons. The record is from RefSeq and is a predicted model, not a curated record. NCBI's taxonomy places the organism in Eukaryota, Metazoa, Chordata, Actinopteri, Gonorynchiformes, Chanidae. The coding region runs from base 19 to 576 and encodes 185 amino acids. Gene Ontology annotation, molecular function: glutathione peroxidase activity. Gene Ontology annotation, biological process: response to oxidative stress.
UCAUUGAAACUUUUAGAAAUGCUCCUAACGGCGUUUACGUUAUUACCAUUAAUAUCGCAUCUUGUUGAGGCGAAACAGAAAGAUUUUUACACAUUUAAAGUUGUAAAUAGUAGAGGGCGAUUAGUGUCUUUGGAAAAAUACAGGGGCUCGGUUUCACUGGCGGUGAAUGUAGCCAGUGAGUGUGGCUUUACUGAGGAGCAUUACAAGGAUCUACAGCAGCUGCAGCGGGACUUUGGGCCGUACCAUUUCAACGUGCUUGCCUUCCCCUGCAACCAAUUCGGACAGCAGGAGCCCGGCAGCGACAAAGAGAUUGACAGCUUUGUGCGGCGUGUCUAUGGCGUCUCCUUCCCCCUCUUCAGCAAGAUCGCUGUGGUUGGUACAGGAGCUAACAAUGCAUUCAAGUACCUUACUGAAUCGUCUGGAAAAGAGCCUGAUUGGAAUUUCUGGAAGUACCUCAUCGACGUGAAUGGCAAAGUUGUUGAUGCUUGGGGUCCGACCGUCUCUGUGAAAGAAAUUCGUCCAAAAAUAGCUGAACUGAUACGGCAGAUUAUUAUCAAAAGAAAAGAGGAGCUUUAG